Entamoeba dispar SAW760 is the source of this 759-nucleotide messenger RNA. RefSeq lists its product as uncharacterized. Gene Ontology annotation, molecular function: nucleoside transmembrane transporter activity. The transcript has a single exon. The record is from RefSeq and is a predicted model, not a curated record. Gene Ontology annotation, cellular component: plasma membrane. Gene Ontology annotation, biological process: nucleoside transmembrane transport. NCBI's taxonomy places the organism in Eukaryota, Evosea, Mastigamoebida, Endamoebidae. The coding region runs from base 1 to 759 and encodes 252 amino acids.
AUGUAUUUUUCUGAUAUUAAAACUGAUACGUUUUUGGCUUAUUUCUUACCAAUGUUUUUAACUGUAAUAGUCUAUUUAUUUAACUUAGUUCAUAUGAAGCUUGAUUAUGAAAUUGAUGCUAAUCCAAAAAGAGAAAAAGACUCAGACGAAGAUAGUAAUACUUCAGAAGAUACUAAUGAACUAAAGUUGGAAUCUUCUUCAAUGUAUUAUACUAAAAUCAAUUCAUUACCAGAUAUUCAUAUGUACGUUUCAUUUUCAGAUAUUAUUAGUGUAUUAAAAUCAAAUUGGAUUUGUCUUCUUUGUUCAAUAAUUUUGUCAAUUGUUACAUUUACGCUCUUCCCAUCACUUUUAGUUGAAACUUCAUACACUAAUAAUAGUAAUGAAAAUACUGAUAUUUGUCUCAACAUUAUUCUAAUUUUUUGGUCUUCUGAUUUAAUAUUCAGAUUUAUUGGAUUUAUUGAUGUCAAGUGGAGUAAUUGGACAUUAUACAUUACAACAUUAUUUAGAAUUAUAUUACUCAUUCCAAUACUGAACAAUUAUUUAUCAAAUGAGUUUAUCUCGAAAAUAGAAUCAUUUUUAAUUACAUUUAUUUUAGCAUCAACAAAUGGAUAUUUAUCAACUGUGAUAAUGCAAAAUAUAUCAAAGAAAACAGAAAAACAGAAGGCCUUAAUUACAAGCAAUGUUAUCUUUUUAUCUUUAAACAUCGGAAAGUGUAUGGGGUCUGUUGCUUCUCUUAUAGUAUAUGAGUUGUUGGGUUAA